AUGGCUGCCGAAGGGCGGCUGGGCUGGCAAGGUGCCAAUGACGAUAUUCAACAAAACAUUCGAAAGGGUCUGGACGUCACGGAAGCCACGAAUUAUCGACCAGGACGUGCGAAGCUGCAGUCCAGUACGAGCGUAUCUAUUUCCCGCAAAGGGCGAAGUACCAGCGCUGGCGUGAAGCGGCCAUCCAGCGAUGCUGACGCUACUCUACCGCCGAUUAAGCGAUCCCGUCCGACGUCUCCAACAAAGACAAGCGGCGAGCGACCACCAAACUGGGUGCACCGGCGAGUUAUUCUUAGCGACUACGGGAAACCAAUCUAUAAAGCAAGCUCCCGCGUUGCGCUCCUUUCUGCGCUGGAAGGCUGUAUUGACGGCCAUCAUCACUUGCACAAGGUGGGCCUUCUCCACAGAGAGAUCUCUACCAACAACCUCAUGAUGAAUGAAGACGAAAAGAACCCUUCCUAG
This is a messenger RNA of Clonostachys solani, 462 nucleotides long. Lineage: Eukaryota; Fungi; Ascomycota; Sordariomycetes; Hypocreales; Bionectriaceae. The record is from the annotation of a GenBank genome assembly.